This is a messenger RNA of Carassius auratus (goldfish), 1282 nucleotides long. It is a transcript of the gene vbp1, whose product is annotated as von Hippel-Lindau binding protein 1. The transcript has 6 exons. Gene Ontology annotation, molecular function: tubulin binding. NCBI's taxonomy places the organism in Eukaryota, Metazoa, Chordata, Actinopteri, Cypriniformes, Cyprinidae. The record is from RefSeq and is a predicted model, not a curated record. Bases 57 to 644 code for a protein of 195 amino acids. Gene Ontology annotation, biological process: protein folding; tubulin complex assembly; microtubule-based process. Gene Ontology annotation, cellular component: cytoplasm; prefoldin complex.
CGCGCGUGCGUAAGAACAACGGGCGCGUGCGUGAAGAGGAAGUGAGUCUCUCCAAAAUGGCGACGACCAUAGAGGGUGGCAAUGCAGGAGCUGCAAAUAAGAAAAAACACCUCGGAAUCCCCGAAGCAAUAUUUGUGGAAGAUGUGGAUGCCUUCAUGAAGCAGCCGGGCAAUGACACAGCAGACGCCGUGCUGAGGAAGCUGGAUGAACAGUAUCAGAAAUAUAAAUAUAUGGAGCUCAAUCUGGCUCAGAAGAAACUCAGGUUGAAAAGCCAGAUCCCACAAAUCAAACAGACGUUAGAAAUCUUACGGCACAUGCAGAAAAAGAAGGACACUACAGAUCUCAUGGAGACACAUUUUCUGUUGGCUGAUAACGUUUAUUGCAAAGCCUCUGUCCCACCCACAGAUAAAGUGUGUUUGUGGCUUGGGGCUAAUGUCAUGUUGGAAUAUGAUAUUGAUGAGGCCCAGGCACUGUUGGAGAAAAACUUGGCCACAGCUUCCCGGAAUCUGGACUCUCUGGAAGAUGACCUGGACUUCCUCAGAGAUCAGUUCACAACCACUGAAGUCAAUAUGGCACGUGUUUACAAUUGGGAUGUCAAGAGAAGGAGCAAAGACAACCUCCUCAAAUCUGCUGAACCGUCCUAAUAGAGGAGGCUUAGUUUGGUCCCACCCAAAAUACUUACCCAUCAGAACAUUCACCGCCAUGUAUCUGUUUGCACCAACACCAACUGUUAUCUAUUGAUUUAUUACUUUUUAAAGUAUUUUUUCAAGUAAAGAGGUGGAAAAAAACAAACAAGUAAUAAUGGUAGUUUUCUUUUUUUUUUAAUGAUGAAUUAUUAGCUGUUUAAGAGGGGGCCUCUCUCUCAAAGGUCUACACAUUUGUCUUCCUCUGUGCUCUUUUUCCUCUCAUUUGUUGUCUGGUAAAACUCUGACAUUUCUGUUCUGUUGAAGCGAAACGGUUUAACCUUCUAUGGACUUCAAAUUUCUUUUUGUUGAUUUUUUCUUGCCAAAUCUUGGUGAGAUCUUUGUCAAAAUGCAGCAUGCAGAAUAUCAGGGGACAUUCAUUUAUCAGCCUCCUUCCUUCUCCACUGAUGUCUGUUUUUUCAUCUCUUGUCCUUCAUCUGUACUCAUUUGUCACAUUGAAUCCAUUAAACACUGAACAAGGAACUAAUAAUGAAGCGAUUUGGGGAAAAAGGCACAAAAUCGAUGAGAUGGUCUGUGUUUUUAAUCUGCGUACAGUAGCUUUUUAUAAUUCCUCAUCUGAUUAAAGUUUUGGCAGUGAU